CUUCCAGGUUGUCAUGGCGCCCACAACUAGCUCUGGACACCCAAGGCUAACUCCGUUGCCAAAGCGUCUGACCCAGAAGAAGAAGGAGGGAGCCCCAGAGAAAAAAAGGAAGAAGAAAAAUUGGACUGUCUGUCUUUUGUCUCCUAAGACCUCUUCCUCCCAGUUGUGUGAUCUCCAUCAUCAUUCAGAGAAAUGCUGAAACCGCACAAAGGCCGCAUGGAGCGCCGCAUCAUCGGCUCCACCAACCGCUGGCACUUCCCCAAAGAGCCUUUCCCGGGGGACCUGCUGGCUCUCCCCCAGGAGUGCAAGGCUUUGAGCAUAGAUGUCGAUGAAAUUCUGGAGAACCCAGAGAGGCUGUACAUUCCACAAGUUCAGAAAAAAGCCUCUAAGGACAUGAAGGUCAAGGCCUUUCCCAGUGGGGAAGCAGAUGUGGUUCUCGAGUGCCUGGGCUGCAGGUGGGAGCUCCACCAGCAGCAGCUGUUUCAGUCCAAGACGUUGACCAAGCUCUACCUGGCAGCCCUGGACCAGGGCAUGCACAUCAACCCCACCAGGGAACUGGACAGACUUCUGCGAGCACCAUCCCCUGGGAAGCACAAAGAAAGAGCCCCCCUGAAGAAGAUGAUCAUUUCCUUGAAGAUCAACGACCCCGUGGUCACCAGAGUGGCCUUCGCCUUGGCGCUCAAGAGCCUCUACAUGAGUGAGGUGGAGGUGGACCUGGAGCAGGCUGUGGGCAUGCUGGCCUCAGCGCGUGUCCUGGGCUUCAGUGACCUGUUCCAGAGGUGUGUGACCGCCAUGAUCAAGGGGCUGGCUCCGGACAACCUCCGAAACUUCUACCUGGCCAGCUGCAAGUAUGAGGAAGAACAGCUCUCCUUUGCCUGCAAGAAGUGGCUGGAAAUGAACUUGGUCCCUCUAGUGGGGAAGCAGAUCCACCUCCGGCAAGUCCCUCAGGAGCUGCUCUACAAAGUGUUGAAAUCCCCCAGGUUGUUUACGUUUAAUGAAUUUUAUCUCCUGAAAACAAUACUUCUGUGGGUCUACUUGCAACUGAACCCCAAGAUCCAGACGAUCCCGAUACACGAGACCGUGCUGACGUACUUCAGCAGCUUCCCCAAGAAGUGUUGCUUCCUGGACCGGGACCUGGGGCAGUGCCUGAUGCCGCUCUUCCUCUGUCUGCGUCUCCAGGGCAUCACUAGAGCUGGAGAUGUGGGAGAAGGCUCUGGCCUGGGCUCCGGGCUGGAGCUCUCUCAACAGGGAGCUCCCAGAGACCCCAGGGAACACUGCCAUGAUACCGGGGAGCAUGCCCUAGGGAUGGAGAACGGAGGCGACAUGGCCUACGUGAAGGACUUUACCACCCAGGCUGUGAGGUUCGGGCUGCUCCUUACCCAGGAGCACACGAUUGAUUCCAAAAUGAUUGCAGUGUAUGGAUUCUUCUUUGAGAUAAAAGGGAUCCGAGUCGAUAAUACCUCUUACACGUUUUGCAUGCAGAGAAUGAAGUGCACUGACCUGCGACCCUCCUCCCCGCUGCGCGAGACAGGCCCUGUUAACCUGAACACUGAACGCUUGGUCAAGUACGAGAUCCGAGCCCAGGCCCUGGUGGAUGGCCAGUGGGAGGAGUUCCAGACAAACGAGAUCACCCAGAAGUUUGGGUUCUCCAAGUCGUCCUGCAGAAGUCAUGUCUUGAAAGUCCACACCGUGGGCAUCCCAGUCUACGCAAGCUUUUCAUUCAUCUUUCCACUGUCUUUGAGCUUCUAGAAGAAUUUCCACCCAUCUGCAUAAACAGCAAAUAAAAUGUCAUUAAAGGA
Messenger RNA from Erinaceus europaeus (western European hedgehog), 1799 nucleotides. RefSeq names its product BTB domain containing 16 (gene BTBD16). Lineage: Eukaryota; Metazoa; Chordata; Mammalia; Eulipotyphla; Erinaceidae. The transcript is spliced from 16 exons. The record is from RefSeq and is a predicted model, not a curated record. The coding region runs from base 193 to 1749 and encodes 518 amino acids.